Messenger RNA from Mollisia scopiformis, 1895 nucleotides. RefSeq names its product amidase. The record is from RefSeq and is a predicted model, not a curated record. NCBI's taxonomy places the organism in Eukaryota, Fungi, Ascomycota, Leotiomycetes, Helotiales, Mollisiaceae. Bases 282 to 1895 code for a protein of 537 amino acids. The transcript is spliced from 4 exons.
GAAACCAGAAUGGUGGGACGAGUCGCUUGAAGAUAUCCCAUCUCUUCGGUCCGCAGGCCACGACAGAAUUAUCUGCCGAGCCAAUAUUGUGAUAGGAAGGGAGGAAGAUUUCCGUCGGAAGUAUUCCCGAUGUCAGGGGAGGAAUCGAAUGAAGCUAGUGGAUAAGAAGUUCUUGGGAGCCUCCCACUUUUGAUUCGGCAGUCACGUGGACCACGCCCGAGUCCUUCGAGAAGCUGGUGACUACACUUACUUGUGAAGUAAACGAAAUAAACAAUAACAACAUGAGUGAACCGGCGUGGAAGAAAGUUGCAGAAGCAAAGCAAGAAGAAAGAGUUUCCAAGAUACCGAAAGAAUGGAUCAUCCCCUCCCAUCUCCUGCCAAGCGAGGAAGUACGCGAUGUCCAGGACUUUCCUCACACAUCUGGGCUCUUCACCGCAGAAGAGCUUGAGAUUACAGAAUCUACUGCAUCAAUAGUAGUUUCAAAGAUCGCAUCAGGAGAAUGGACAGCCGUUCAAGUCCUUCUAGCAACAUCCAAACGUGCUUCCAUUGCACAACAACUCAUCAACUGCCUCACCGAAAUAUAUUUUGACGAAGCUCUAUCUCGAGCAAAAUCCCUUGACGAGUACUUCAAAAAAGAAGGAAAAGUCGUAGGGCCUUUGCAUGGACUUCCAAUAAGUUUCAAAGACCAAUUCAACCUCAAAGGUGUCGACACCUCGGUCGGAUAUAUAUCCUGGUGCAACAAACCCGCAGCCGAGGACUCGACACUUGUCGAGCUACUCAUGAAAGCUGGCGCGGUACCAUUCGUCAAGACAAACAUUCCGGCGACACUCAUGAUGGGUGAAUCGGUCAACAACGUCUUCGGACGGACUCGAAAUCCGAGGAAUCGAGACCUGACAACGGGUGGAUCGUCGGGAGGUGAAUCAGCUCUUGUGACUUUCAGAGGAUCAUUUAUUGGGAUAGGUACAGAUAUUGGCGGGAGCAUUCGACACCCUCAUGGACGAGUCAGCUAUCAGAAGGUAGCAAAUACGUUUCUUGGGCAGGAAGCAGUGAGGUCUUGUGCAGGACCAAUGACUCGGAGUGUGGACGAUACCCGCUUGUUUAUGAAAAGUCUGGCGAGUACGGAGCCUUGGUUGUAUGAUCCACAGGCUGUACCUGUGCCCUGGAGAGAAGAGUUAGAGAAGUUGCCUGAGAAACUGUGUUUUGGGUUUGGGAUGGGUGAUGGUAGAGUGAAUCCCACUCCGCCAUUGAGGAGAGCGAUGGAGAUGACGAAAGCCGCAUUGUUGGCUGCAGGGCAUGAAGUCAUCGAUUUCAUACCGACUGAGCAUAUUGAAGCCAUGGAGAUCAUUAGCAAGAUGUGGUCAGCGGAUGGAGGAGAGGAAUUUCAGCGUGAUACGGACGCAUCAGGAGAACCGUUGCAUCCUCAGCUUGAAGCAUGGCUUGGACAUAGUGCCGAGUGCAAACCGAUGACUGUCUUUGAGACAUGGCAGAAUCAGCAGCGCCGUACUGUACUACAGAUGAAAUGGCUGGAGCGCUGGCAAGCGACAAAAGAGUUGACUGGAACCGGACGACCUAUCGAUGGGCUCAUUAUGCCAAGCACACCAUUUCCAGCUAUCAGACAUGAUGGCGGCUAUCCACAUCACUGGGGAGCUAUAUCCCCUCUGCUGGAUCUGACGACAGGAGUGUUCCCAGUGACAAAAGUAGACCUAGAAAAAGAUGUCGUACCGAAUGACUGGAAGCCAAUUUCUGAUCUUGACGAAAAGGUCACGAAAUACUACGGUCACCCAAAGAAUCAUGAGAAUGCGUUGGUAGGAUUGGCAGUGAUUGCUCGUCGACUCGAAGAGGAGAAGGUAGUUGCAAUGAUGGGAGAGAUAACAAAAUGUUUGGGAGGGAAGUAA